CCCGCAUCGACAAAAUUUUGAUUUCACCCCAAGGGACGAAUAAUGAAGCUGUAACAAUGGCUAUAUUCCCGUUCUCUCUCGUUCUCUUCGCUCUGAUGAGGGAUGAAAAGUACCCGUACAAGUUUGAGAAGAGCCAACGGAUCAACGAGACGUGCAACAGUGAGACGAACAGAGAAUCGGCCAGUGAGAAGAGGAGAAAAGAAAAAAUGAGGAUAAAAAAAAAAAAAAGUCACACCCCAAAGGAGUUGAGGGGAACCUGGACCGGGAAAAAAAAAAGGGGGCGGAGAAGCUGGCGGGGAUAUGAUGAUUUGGUUGAGAAAAGUGAGAAACCUGCUGAUGCCAUCUAUCUAUUCUUCAUUAGAGUAAAUUGUUCCUAUUCUGUGGUGUAUGAUGAUGAUGCUGUUAUAGUACCCGUAUCGGUACCCGCAUACAGGCAGUCUAAUCGAUCACCGCCCUUCCUUGAACUCUUCUGGUCAUUGUUGUUAUUAUUUUCCCUUUCUCUCGUCCAGUUUACCUCCAGCCUUGCGUUCGUUGUGCAGUCGACAACAAGAAAAACUUGCCCCCAAUAGAAGCCCUUCUGUUCCUAACCCCUUCAACCCUUGCCACCCAGUCAAUAAGCAGGACAAGGGGAAAGAAAAAAAUUGUUCGACAAAACCAUUUCCACCCUUACCCGAACACCUCUCCAUUAGGGUACAGCUAUCGCCAAGCUGGAAUUUUCGCUGCUCUCUGCUUCCCACCUCAGGGCAAUCCCCCCCGCCUCCCACUACCCUUCUAAUACAAUCACCGCUUCCACCCUCAACUCUCUAUCAACUUCUCCAUCACCUCAUACGCCUUCUGUACUCGAUUCCCUUGCACUCUCUCCUUCACCGUAAAUAAAAAUAAGAAAAAUAAAAAGAGAAGAGAAGAGAAAAGAAAGAAAGAGAGAGAGAAAGAGAGAGAGAAAGCAGAAGGCUAUCGGCAGCAGAAGCAACACAUCACGGCCAGCGGUUGGUACUCUCCCCCCUAAGAAAAUCACAGAGAGAAAACGAUGAACGGCGACGUCGGUGUCAAAAAAGCCACAAUGAAUAAGAUGAAGCAAGUUGCGAACGCGGCCACUGGAAGCGGCGCUAUUGCAAACGGUAACAAGAAGAGGAGAAAAGGUCAGGAUCUGAAGCCCAUCAUCACCGGGGAGCAGCAGAAUGGCAGUUCGCCGCCCGUACCUGCGACCGUUGCGGGUGACAAGCAGAGUGAUGUAAACACACAAUCUCUAUUAUCGCAUCAAAAACCAACCUCGACCGUUGCCAUUACUACUACCCCACCCAAUGACACACCCACAUCCGCGACGUCUGCAAACUCUAGAGUCUCGUCAUCAUCACGGACAGGCGAAGAGGAUGAAGGGAACACGGCUGACGAGGAGGAUUACGAGGAUUAUUGUAAAGGAGGAUAUCAUCCUGUCACGGUUGGAGAAAAGUUCAAGGAUGGCAGGUAUGAAGUACUUCGGAAACUAGGGUGGGGUCAUUUCUCUACCGUCUGGCUAUCGAGGGAUGAACGGACCGGCCAACACGUAGCUUUGAAGGUUGUUCGAAGCGCUUCCCAUUACACGGAGACUGCCUUGGACGAGAUUAAGCUACUCCAACGGAUAGUCGCUGCUAAGCCGACGCACCCUGGUAAAGCCCAUGUUGUAUCCCUGCUGGAUUCCUUCGAACAUAAGGGGCCCAAUGGCAACCAUGUUUGCAUGGUGUUUGAAGUGCUCGGGGAGAACCUGUUGGGAUUGAUCAAACGGUAUAACCAUCGUGGAAUACCCAUGGGCCUCGUCAAGCAGAUUACGAAGCAGGUUUUACUGGGCCUCGACUACCUUCAUCGGGAAUGCGGCAUCAUCCAUACAGAUCUGAAACCGGAGAACGUUCUGAUUGAGAUUGGGGACGUAGAGCAGAUUACCAAGAAGAACGGCAGCUUGGCCCCUGGAGACAAAGGCGACAGAAACGGGAGGCGCAGGAGAAGGACCUUGAUCACUGGGAGCCAGCCAUUACCCAGUCCAAUUAGUGCCAACUUUGCACAUAGACACGAUGACUUGCCGAGCGCAGGUGGACUGAGAAAUAACCAUAGUUCACUGAGCCGGUUAAUGGCCAGCGCCACCGCAGAUUCUAAUGGGGGUUCAGAGACGUCAUUUAGUAGCGGGAACGGGAGGGACUAUCUGUCGUACAAGGUUCGGGAGAAGACAGCGGAUGUCAUAACCAGAGAGGUGUCCGGAAUAUCGCUCGAUAAGACGGGGUCAGAUUCCGAUAUGGUUCCGGGACUUGAAGCCAUCUCUGUCAAAAUCGCAGAUCUCGGGAAUGCUUGCUGGGUAAACCAUCACUUCACCAAUGAUAUUCAGACUAGGCAAUAUAGAUCCCCGGAAGUCAUCCUUGGCGCUAAAUGGGGAGCUAGCACGGAUAUUUGGAGCAUGGCUUGCAUGGUUUUUGAACUCAUCACUGGCGACUACUUGUUCGACCCUCAAUCAGGCACCAAGUACGGCAAGGACGACGACCAUAUUGCCCAGAUCAUCGAGCUUCUCGGCAGCUUUCCCCGUCACCUCUGCAUGACGGGCAAGUGGUCUAUGGAAAUCUUCAACCGCAAAGGCGAACUCCGAAACAUCCACCGCCUCCGCCACUGGGCUCUCCCCGACGUCCUCCGAGAAAAAUACCACUUUUCGCGUGAGGACUCUGAACAGAUCUCCGAGCUCCUGGUGCCAAUGCUAGAACUGAACCCGGAGAAGCGUGCGAAUGCCGGUGGGAUGAGCAAUCAUGGCUUCAUUAAGGAGGCCAUAAGCAUGGAGAAUAAAAACGUAGAUGUCGUCGUCGGAAGUAGAGGUGGAAUCGAAGGUUGGGCGUGCGAGGUUAAGAAGAGAUAGACAAAGACUGAAGGGAGUCUUUCUUUAAUCCUUUCCUGUUUUUCCGGUUGCUUUCUGAAAUUUCCUAGCUUUAUUAUCUCUUUCUAUUAACUGGACGUAUUAUUCUAUUAGGGGUCGUUCUUUACUUUUUUACAUUUUUUUUUUUUGUGCUUUUUUCUUUUUCCACUUUUUUUUUCUUCGCCUUUAAUGUGGAAACGUGCUGGUGAUAUGAUAGCUGAGGGAGUGAGUCGUGGCGGGGCAAGUAGAGUAGAGACGGGGAUAUGACAUGUGGGAUAGCUAGCCGAUAGCAAACUAUGAUAUGAUGGUAGAAUCGCAUAUCAGCGCUCAGGAAGCAAGCAAGGAAAGUAUGGGAGGCGUGGUGGCGGCGGCGGGGGACAGAUACUUUACGUACUAAGCUAUAUAGUAUGCCACCCUAGAAACUUUAUAGAGCUUACCAUACCCACUAUAUCUACAAAUCAUGCCAUAUUA
Tuber melanosporum (Perigord truffle) is the source of this 3337-nucleotide messenger RNA. RefSeq lists its product as uncharacterized. The coding region runs from base 1028 to 2869 and encodes 613 amino acids. Gene Ontology annotation, biological process: protein phosphorylation; spliceosomal complex assembly; regulation of mRNA processing. The transcript has 5 exons. Gene Ontology annotation, molecular function: protein kinase activity; ATP binding. The record is from RefSeq and is a predicted model, not a curated record. NCBI's taxonomy places the organism in Eukaryota, Fungi, Ascomycota, Pezizomycetes, Pezizales, Tuberaceae.